CAUGGAGAGAGGGGCUGGCUGGUUCUCUGGCUGCUGCGUCGCUUGGAUCGCCUCGGCAUGGCUUUUCUUUGGCGCUGGGUCUUUCGUCGGGGCUGAGAUAACUUGCCGAUCUUGUUUCCAGUCGUCUUUAUCGCCCACAUCUUUCCGGGUGAAGCUGCUGCAGUUGCCGUCGCCGCUGGAGGUUCCUCGGAGAGUGAAACUCGGACCAAGCGGCGACGAAGACGGGGAAACCCUUCGGGAGAAUCCUCGUGGAGGAUGGGGUGCAUCGGGAGAGGCCGUGGAGGAGGAGGGCGAAGCGACGGGAGCGCCCCGAAAGGAUCCCGGGCCGGAGAGGGCUCAAGGCACCGCACCCGAGGAAGCCACCGGCGGACUCCCGAAGGAAACCGAGAGGGCGAGCCGGAGCCCCGACCUCGGCGGCUUCCACCAACUCGGGAAUAGGGUGGAGGACAGGGGAAGCUCCUUGCCUUCCGUCUGGGCAGAGACGCAACAGAUGCCCGGAGGAGGGUCUGUUGGGGAAUCGCCGGGCGGCAGCCCCAGAGCACGGAGGAGCAGCGAGGAUUGGCAACCCUUCGGCCCGGACCGGCGCGGGGCAGAAGGAGGUGGUUGGGACGCCGCCUCUCCGGACGUCCAGAAAGCCCGAAUUCCUGGCAGAGGCUCCAAAGAGGAAGGGCGGCUGGGCAAACUGCGCGGGGGCGGAGGCGAAGAGUUGAAACUGUCCAGCACGACCUUUGCCCUGAACGGAGACUCGGCCCACAACCAGGCGAUGGUGCACUGGUCCGGCUACAACAGCAGCGUGAUUCUCAUUCUUACAAAGCUGCAUGACUUCAAUUUGGGAAGUGUUACUGAAAGCUCACUUUGGAGGUCCACAGAUUAUGGUACAACAUAUGAAAAGCUAAAUGACAAGGUGGGACUAAAGACUGUGCUGAGUUAUCUUUACGUCAGUCCUACUAAUAAGAGAAAGAUAAUGCUCUUAAGUGAUCCUGAGAUUGAAAGUAGCAUCCUCAUCAGUAAUGACGAAGGAGCCACCUAUCAAAAAUAUAGACUCAGCUUCUACAUCCAGAGUCUGCUCUUCCAUCCUAAGCAAGAAGACUGGAUUCUAGCAUACAGCAUUGACCAAAAGCUGUACAGUUCUAUGGAUUUUGGAAGGAGAUGGCAGAUCAUGCAUGAACGGAUCACACCAAACCGAUUUUAUUGGUCUGUCAUGGAUUUGGACAAGGAGCCUGACCUUGUACACAUGGAGGCUCGGACACCAGAUGGACAUGCCCAUUAUAUAACUUGCAGGAUUCAAGAAUGUUCAGAGACCACCAGGAAUGGACCUUUUUUGGACUCCAUUGAUACAAGUUCACUUGUUGUCCAAGAUGAAUAUAUCUUUAUUCAGGUAACUUCUGGUGGAAGAGCAAAUUACUAUGUAUCUUACAAAAGAGAACCCUUUACUAAGAUAAAAUUACCCAAGUAUUCACUACCAAAGGACAUGCAUAUUAUCAGCACUGAUGAGAAUCAGGUGUUUGCUGCAGUUCAGGAAUGGAACCAAAAUGACACAUACAACCUCUACAUUUCUGAUGUUCGUGGAGUCUACUUCACACUAGCCUUGGAGAAUGUUAAGAGCAACCGAGGACUAGAAGGCAAUGUCAUCAUUGAUCUUUAUGAGGUAGCAGGGAUCAAAGGCAUAUUGCUGGCUAACAAGAAAGUAGAAGACCAAAUAAAAACAUUCAUCACCUAUAAUAAAGGAAGAGACUGGCGUUUGCUAAAGGCUCCAGAUUCUGACCUGAGAGGGGACCCCAUUCACUGUCUGCUGCCUUUCUGUUCCUUGCACUUACAUUUGCAAGUCCCUGAAAACCCUUACACUUCAGGCAGCAUUUCAAGCAAAGAGACAGUCCCUGGACUUCUGGUUGCUACAGGUAAUGUGGGCACAGAAUUGUCAUACACUGAGAUUGGCAUGUUUGUUUCUUCCGAUGGUGGAAAUUCCUGGAGACAGAUCUUUGAGGAAGAAUACAAUGUAUGGUUCCUUGAUUGGGGUGGAGCACUUGUGGCCAUGAAACACACAUCAAUGCCUCUACGACAUCUGUGGGUGAGUUUCGAUGAAGGAAGGACCUGGAAUAAAUAUGGCUUCACAUCAGCACCACUCUUCAUGGAUGGGUCCCUAGUGGAGCCAGGCAUAGAAACUCAGAUAAUGACAAUCUUUGGCCAUCUCAAUCUCCGUUCUGAAUGGCAACUAGUAAAAGUGGAUUAUAAAUCUAUCUUUAGCAGAAGAUGUACCAAGGAUGAUUUCCAGUCAUGGCAUUUACACAACCAGGGCGAACCUUGUGUCAUGGGAGAAAGGAAGAUCUAUAAGAAACGUAAAUCAGGGGCAUGGUGCGCAUUAUCUAAAGAUUACUCAAGAACAGUGGUUUCAGAACCAUGCAUCUGUGCUGAGUGGGACUUUGAAUGUGACUAUGGUUAUGAAAGACACAGUAAUAAUCAGUGCAUCCCAGCGUUCUGGUUCAACCCAUCCUCUCAGAUGAAAGAAUGUAGUCUUGGCCAGAGCUACUUGAACAGCACUGGGUAUCGGAGGAUUGUUUCUAAUAACUGCACAGAUGGUUUGCAAGAAAAAUAUGCAGCCAAGCCUGAACAGUGUCCAGGCAAAGCUCCCCAUGGGUUACAUAUUCUCACAUCCACUGGCAAGUUGGUUACAGAACAAGGCUACAACACUACCUUCAUAAUUCUUAUGGAAGAGGGUGACCUCCAGAGGACAAAUAUCCAAUUGGAUUUUGGAGAUGGUACUGCUGUAUCCUAUGCUAAUUUCAGCCCUAUAGAAGAUGGUAUCCGACAUGUUUAUAAGAGCACUGGAAUCUUCCAUGUGACAGCUUAUGCAGAAAAUAACUUGGGUUCUGAUUUGGCAGCACUUUUCCUGCAUGUGGUUUGUCCAGUGGAACGUGUCCACUUGAAUGUGCCUUUUGUGGCCGUCAGAAAUAAGGAAGUCAAUCUCACAGCUGUAGUUUGGCCAAAUCAGUCAGGCACCCUCACUUACUUCUGGUGGUUUGGCAACAAUAGCAAGCCAUUCAUCACCUUGGAUAGCAGCAUCUCUUAUAUCUUUACCAGUGAAGGAAUGAAUACUAUCACAGUACAGGUUUCAUCUGGCAACAUCCUUAUCCAGGACACCAGAAACAUUGUUGUGCAUGAAUAUUUUCAGUCUCAAUUAUUAUCGUUCUCACCCAAUUUGGAUUAUCACAAUCCUGAUAUCCCAGAGUGGAGAGAAGACAUUGGCCGAGUCAUUAAAGCAGCUUUGGUGCAUGCUGUUGAAAGCCUCUUCAGUGCUCUAAAUCAAAAUCUGGUCCAAUUUGAGUUGAAGCCCAGUGUCGAAAUAAUUGUUUACGUCACUCAGUUAACAUUAGCACCUCUUGUUGAUUCUGGUGCAGGGCACAGCAGCUCUGCAAUGCUGAUGUUGCUCUCAGUGGUCUUUGUUGGCUUGGCUGUUUUUUUAAUCUACAAGUUUAAAAGGAAAAUUCCAUGGAUCAAUAUCUAUGCUCAGGUGCAACAUGACAAAGAACAGGAGAUGAUUGGUUCUGUCAGCCAAAAUGAAAAUGCACCCAAAAUUACACUUAGUGAAUUCACAGAUCCUGAAGAACUCAUGGACAAAGAGUUGGAUGCACGGGUUAUAGGGAGCAUCUCAACGAUCUCCAACAGUGAAAGCACAAAGGAAAUACCGAACUGCACUAGUGUUUAAUACCAGGAGUCCAUUUUGACAACAACAUUUCCCAGUUUUUAUUUUGUAAUUAAUGUUAUGAUUAGAUGAAGGGAAAUUCUUCUUGUUAUUAUUAUUAAUAUUAAUGGUGUGGACUUUUUUUCAUUUUUCUUUUUCAGGGAACAUUUAUAAAGUGAGCAUUUGGCAAACCAUAUCACAAAUAUGAUAUUUAGCUCAAUGAAAUCAUGGUAUAAGAUCCUAAAUUUCAAUUGAAAGAAUUACGCUUUUUUUGCUAAUGGCAAUCUCAAAAGGCUAUUUAAUGGCUCUUAACAGACUUGUCUGUGUCCAGUGCUUUCAGAUUCUGAUUCAGAUAACAGGUGUUAUCUGAUAAAUCUUGAAAACUGUUUAUGUGAGGUCCCUUCUGAAUAAUAUUUUUUAGAUCCCAAUGAAGAUGGGUAGGAUGCACAAAAUGGCUCAACCAAUAUUGACCAAAUUUCUGAAGAGGCUCUCACUGGUGCAUGUUCAUACUGAUGGUAUAAUGUAGAUACUUACCAUGUAAAUAUAUUUUUAUUUCUUGAGAAAUAAUUUAAUGUUUAGCAAAAGAUAAAUUUUAAAAAAAUAAGCCACACACAGACAUACACAUAGCACACAUGUUUGCAUUUAUAUCAAAAGCAAAACUGUUAGAUGGAAGCCUGCAGUGAGCAACUGUGUAACAUGUGGGAUCGAAAUGUAUAUCAGUUGUCUGUCCUAUUUAAAUCUGUUGCCUUAUUUUAACAGUACCAUGCCAAGGAAUCCCCUAAAGAAAAAAAUGUGUACUUGGUUGAGGCAUGUUUCAGAACACAGUUUAGUUAAGUCAGUUUCUUCUUCCUUACAGGAAAGUGGUAAGGAGAAGGAUACUAAUUAUACCAUCUAAUAGGCAUAGCUGCAAAACUCUGAAAUAUGAAUCCCUAUUUGAAUUAGUUAUCUGCAUGGAUAAAUAUUCUUCACCACAAGGAAGCUAAAUAAGAAGUCCAAGACUGACUUUUAAUCUCCUAGUGAUGGCCACUAGCUGGGACUUUGUUAUUUUUAUUUUUACAUUUUAAUCUCAACUCUUUCCCACUUUUUCCUCUCUACUCCUUUCAACACAUAUUUUUUACUUUGUAUUUUGCUUCCAGAUCAUCUGAUAUGAUUAAAUGGGUAAAGUUAAAUAGGUUAUGUAAGAUUAAUUUUGGAUUUCACUGUUUAAACUGCUGUUUAAUAGAAAUAGGAAUAUUAGAUGCAGUGGUGAAAUUCAUUUUUUACUACCGGUUCUGUGGGCUUGGCAA
Molecule: messenger RNA, 4965 nt
Organism: Thamnophis sirtalis
Lineage: Eukaryota; Metazoa; Chordata; Lepidosauria; Squamata; Natricidae
Source: RefSeq, a predicted model, not a curated record